Molecule: messenger RNA, 324 nt
Organism: Entamoeba nuttalli P19
Lineage: Eukaryota; Evosea; Mastigamoebida; Endamoebidae
Exons: 1
Coding region: 1-324 (107 amino acids)
Source: RefSeq, a predicted model, not a curated record
AUGCAAGUAAUUGUUGUUGAUAAAGUUAUGGAGUCAUUCCAAUUAAUUACUGAAAAUAAGCAAAACCAAUUUAUCAACAGCAAAAGUCUAACUUUCAAAAGAGAUACAGUUUUAUCUAUUCAAAAUAAAACUGAUAAAUUAGAGAUUACAAACAAAGAAUGUUAUAAACCAAAACAACAAAACAUUAAAUCACAACAAAUAACUGAAAAAUCAGUUAGUAAAAUAAACAAAUUAUUCUAUAUUCAAAAGGUUAAUAGAAUCAAAGAUUGGAUAUUAUCUAAACACCCCUCAGCCUUAUAUCCAGAACCAUAUUUAUUAAAAUAA